AUGCCCGACACUGCAGUAUCCGACAUAGAACUACAAGUCUCGUCUGCCGCAAUUGCCAUAACAAAGGCCUUGAACCUACCUCCGCCACGGCAGGGCAUUGCCCCGUCGGCCAUGAAUCCUCAGCGAAUCUCGGAACUACAGAGUCGACUGGACGAGUUGCGGCUCGAAAUUGCCCAGAAAGAGCAGCAGAUAAAGGAGAAAGAAUCUCGGCUGGGUUUCUCUACGGAGACCGAGCGUGCCAUUCGAGAGAAGAAGGAUGAAAUCUUCCAGGCGUUCGUGCGGAGAUGGGGUCUUCCACAGUGGAUCAUGAACGCAGAGAGACUUCAGCUGGCAGACAUGUUGCUGUCGGAAUUCGACGAGGGUAACAUUGAGAUGAUCCACCAUGCCAUCAUGCUCGAGAAAGGAAAGGAAGUCCAGACGCAGAUGAAUUCAGUGGGCGCCAACGACAAGAUCGACAGGAUGCCGGUGGAAGCCAACCGCCUUAGCGUUCCUGUACAACAACCACCAUCAAGGGAAGUCUUCAACCGUUUGCAGCAAGAUCUUGCCGCCGAGCGGGCGAGGAACGCGGUUCUUCAGGAACAAUUGGCGACGGCGACAUCGACGCUGGAGGCCCUGGGACUCUGA
This is a messenger RNA of Diplodia corticola, 624 nucleotides long. RefSeq lists its product as uncharacterized. The record is from RefSeq and is a predicted model, not a curated record. The transcript has a single exon. Lineage: Eukaryota; Fungi; Ascomycota; Dothideomycetes; Botryosphaeriales; Botryosphaeriaceae. The coding region runs from base 1 to 624 and encodes 207 amino acids.